AUGGCGAACCUGAUCUACUUCAGACCGGAGGCCGACAACCUGACGCUGGUCGGCAACGGCAACAGGGAGGAAGAGGCAGAUCCCGACACCUACAACCAGAGGGCCAGCACGGACUACGUGCAGGACGUCUGGAGCAGGCUGGCUCUGCGCAUACCCGGGAUCGCCGACGGGCAGCUGGCGCAUGGCUAUGCCGGUCUGUACACCACGACGCCCGACCUGCACCCCGUAAUGGACCGAGUCGAUGGAAUCGACGGGCUUUACAUCUGCACCGGAUUCAGCGGUCACGGAUUCAAGCUCGCCCCGGCGGUGGGCGUGUGCAUGUCGGAACUGAUCAUGGACGGAGAGUCAAAACUGGUAGAUAUCUCAACGCUUCGUAUGGGUCGGUUCUCCGACGGCUCGCUGAACACGACCCAGUACAACUUCAAGGUGAUCGCGUAA
Molecule: messenger RNA, 438 nt
Organism: Geodia barretti
Lineage: Eukaryota; Metazoa; Porifera; Demospongiae; Tetractinellida; Geodiidae
Source: the annotation of a GenBank genome assembly